Oncorhynchus masou masou (cherry salmon) is the source of this 2935-nucleotide messenger RNA. RefSeq names its product retinoic acid receptor alpha-like. The transcript is spliced from 12 exons. Gene Ontology annotation, molecular function: zinc ion binding; RNA polymerase II cis-regulatory region sequence-specific DNA binding; nuclear receptor activity. The coding region runs from base 874 to 2331 and encodes 485 amino acids. Gene Ontology annotation, cellular component: nucleus; transcription regulator complex. The record is from RefSeq and is a predicted model, not a curated record. NCBI's taxonomy places the organism in Eukaryota, Metazoa, Chordata, Actinopteri, Salmoniformes, Salmonidae. Gene Ontology annotation, biological process: cellular response to corticotropin-releasing hormone stimulus; retinoic acid receptor signaling pathway; regulation of transcription by RNA polymerase II.
UCAAUGGCUCCGCUGCUAAAGCUCUUCUCAACUUCUCUGCUCACUGAAAUCCGUUCACCGCCUCUCAUCGACGAAUUGCCGGAGGGUAGUUUGGCUCGACACCGGUUGUUAUCCACUGCUAAAUGUUUUUCACUCAAAAACCUCGGAGUAUCAAAACAAUUAUACUAGGCGCAACUUCCACCAACCACGGAACCAGGAGGAGAAGGCAACAGGUCCAAGGGCCCGUGUGGUUCAGUUGGUAGAGCAUGGCGCUUGCAACGCCAGGGUUGUGAGUUCGAUUCCCAUGGGGGACCAGUAUGAAAAGGUAUGCACUCACUACUAGGAGGGAUAUUGAUGCCGCCUGCCAUCCAGCAUCCACCCGGAAGCGUAGUUGGCCGGUGAGCAGACCACUCCAUCAGGCUGAGCACUGCCAUUAGAGGAGGAGAGCACCGGUGAAGAUUGAAGGACACUCAAAAAGAGAGUCGAGACACUGAACGGUUAGCGCUAUACCAGAGAGGACUCUUUCAUAGUCGUCAUAUCUCUACGUAUUCCCCAUGUCUGGAACCGACUCCACAGUGGAAGACCUAUUAUACCCUGCCUGUGAUGGUUCAAAACCUCCUUCAUAACCACUAUCCUGCACCUCUCCUCGCCAUCAGUCAAAGGAGGUAACAAACAGGCGGCAACUUUGGGGAAUACUACAACUCCAAGAGACUACAACUCCAGUUGCCUAAUUCAGAGGGCAUUUCUCCAGUCCCAACGCCACUGGAAUACCACGCAUGUCCAUCGCCCAUAUGGGGGCUAAAACCACUCCAUUACCCACACUGACACCAUUCUGAGCCCUGUAUUGCCACAGUGUUUGGGGUGUCGUCAUCGGUGGCGCUGGAUUGAGCCAUAAUGGCUGGGAAGGGCAACCCGGUCCCGGGCCCACACCACAACGGCUUCCCCAUGCCCCACUACUCCUACUUCUUCCCCCACAUGCUGAGGGGGCUCUCUCCCCCCGGCCUGCCCCUGAGUAGCUACAGCAAGCCCUCGCCAGCCACGAUAGAGACACAGAGUACCAGCUCAGAGGAGAUAGUGCCAAGCCCGCCAUCGCCGCCUCCUCCCCCGAGGGUCUACAAGCCCUGCUUCGUGUGCCAGGACAAAUCCUCAGGAUACCACUAUGGAGUCAGUGCCUGCGAAGGUUGCAAGGGCUUCUUUCGGAGGAGCAUCCAGAAGAGCAUGGUGUACACAUGUCACCGGGAGAAGAACUGCAUCAUCAACAAGGUCACCAGGAACCGCUGCCAGUACUGCCGGCUGCAGAAAUGCUUGGAAGUGGGCAUGUCCAAGGAGUCUCCUCGCACCAGCUCCAAAGGCGGGAUGGUGUUGGGCCCCCAGCCGCCGCCCCCACCAUUGGAGACCGGGAGGGGACAGACUGGGGGGCCAGGGGCGGACAGGGCAGCUCCUCCGGCGGUGAGGAACGACCGGAACAAGAAGAAGAAGGAUGAGAAGAAGCAGGAGAGCACAGAGAGCUACGUGCUGAGCAUUGAGACGGAGCAGAUGAUCAACAGGGUCAGCAAGGCGCAUAAGGAGACCUUCCCUUCGCUCUGCCAGCUGGGCAAAUACACUACGAGUAACAGCUCGGAGAGGCGUGUGGCUCUGGACGUGGACCUGUGGGACAAGUUCAGUGAGCUGUCCACCAAGUGUAUCAUCAAGACGGUGGAGUUCGCCAAGCAGCUUCCUGGCUUCACCACGCUCACCAUCGCUGACCAGAUCACCCUGCUCAAGGCCGCCUGUCUGGACAUAUUGAUUCUGCGGAUCUGCACGCGCUACACGCCGGAGCAGGACACCAUGACGUUCUCUGAUGGCCUGACGCUAAACCGCACCCAGAUGCACAAUGCCGGCUUCGGACCGCUCACCGACCUGGUGUUCGCCUUCGCCAACCAGCUCCUCCCCCUGGAGAUGGAUGAUGCUGAGACGGGGCUGCUCAGCGCCAUCUGUCUGCUGUGUGGAGAUCGGCAGGACCUGGAGCAGGCAGACAAGGUGGACGUACUACAGGAGCCCUUACUGGAGGCUCUGAAGAUCUACGUGAGGAAGAGGAGGCCUCACAAACCACACAUGUUCCCAAAGAUGCUGAUGAAAAUCACCGACCUGAGGAGCAUUAGCGCCAAAGGAGCUGAGCGUGUCAUCACCCUGAAGAUGGAGAUCCCGGGCUCCAUGCCCCCUCUCAUCCAGGAGAUGCUGGAGAACUCUGAGGGUCUGGAGAGCGGGGCCACGGGCACCCGGACCAGCGGCGCCCCCCCAGGCAGCUGCAGCCCCAGCCUGUCCCCCAGCUCCGCCCAAAGCAGCCCCAGCCCCACCACACAGUCGCCGUAGCAAGCCCUCCUUUUUCCUCAUUCACUUCAAUCUCCCUGUGGUUUGGGGGGUCCUCGCUGGACACAGAGACCGGCGUGCUCUUCAAGUGUUCCUCCCCCCACGUAACACCCUCUCCUGCUCCUCCCCCUCAAAGACACUGUCUGGAAAAUGGCGUGAAGGUGGCGGCAGGAUUUCUCUGAAUGACCAUACUGUGGAACACUGCUGACAUCUCCUCCGUCCGUUGCCUCCUCCACACUCACCUCUCCCCACCUCUACCUGAACGACUGAGGGGAGGAACAGGAAGGAGCAGUCAGAGUUGUGAACACUGGUCCACUCAGAGAGGCUGGCGGGAAAUGGGGACAGACAAACGGACAGGACAAGCAGAGAGACUAACACCAGACACGUUUUGCAUUUCUCAGAGGAGGACUGCAGGCAUGGACUUGUCAAAGAAGACCACACAAAAAGACUGGGUCUUUCUACUUUUCCAACUUGGAAAAACAGAUUUCAUACAAAAGAUAUAUAAAUAUAUAUAGAAAAGUAAGGAACUAUUGUGAUUGACUUGUACAUGAUGGAAUAACAGGUUUGAGAAGGUUCAUUUUUGUUGAUUAAAUGCUCUUAUAUUCCU